AUGUGUAACCGCGCGCGCGUCGCGACCGUCGUUCGAGCGCUCGAGGAACCGGAGACGUUCACGGAUGAUGAUUUGGAUAACAUCGUCUUCGCCGACCUGAGCGAGGAGGCGGCGAUAUCGAACAAGUCGGGCGCGGGGGAGACGAUGGCGGCGCCGGAUUGGAUGACGCAAUUGAAUCGCUUGUGGGGCGGGGCGUCGGAGAUCCCGGUCGCGGACGCGAAGCUGGAGGAUAUCACUGGGCUCCUGGGCGGUGGGUUGUUUCAGCCUCUCUUCAAGUGGAUGCUAGAGGCGGGUCCAGUGUACCUACUUCCUACGGGUCCAGUGACGUCUUACGUCGUCGUGAGUGACGCGGCGUGCAUUAAACAGGUGCUAUUCAACUACGGGAGUAAGUACAUCAAGGGUACGAUCGCGGAGGCUGGGGAAUUCUUAUUCGGAUUGGGUGUCGCCCUGCAGGAGUUGGAGCCGUGGAAGGUACGGCGCAAGGCGGUGGCACCGUCUUUACAUCGCAAGUAUGUCGAGGCGAUGGUCGAUCGGUGUUUCGCGCUUUGCGCAGAUCGCAUGACGACCAUUUUAGAGGAGGAAGCGGCGAACGGUGCGGUGGGUAGCGUCAACUUGGAGAGCAGAUUUAGUAAGACGGCUCUUGACAUCAUCGGCAUCUCAGUCUUCAACUACGACUUCAAGGCGCUCACGACGGCGGCUCCAGUGAUCCAGGCCACUUACACCGCGCUCAAGGAGGUCGAGACAAGAUCGAUGGAUCUCCUUCCUACGUGGCGUUUGCCCGAGCAAUUUCUUCGCAUCGUCAGUCCUCGACAGCGCAACGCCCAAGACGCCGUCACCGUUAUUCGCGACGUCACUCAGAGACUGGUGGACGACUGCAAACGCAUGGUCGAAGAGGAGGAGAAGGUUGGAGGCGCCGAGGAGUGGGCGCGGGAUUACUUGAACGAAUCCAAUCCAUCGGUGCUGAGAUAUCUCAUCGCCGCUCGCGAGGAAGUGUCUUCCACGCAGCUCAGAGACGACUUGCUCUCGCUUCUUGUCGCUGGUCACGAGACCACUGCCUCCGUGCUUACCUGGGGGACGUACGAGCUUCUUAAGCCCGAGAAUGCGGAGCAGCUUCGUCUACUUCGCGCCGAGCUUGAUGAGGUGCUCGGUACGCGCCCGUAUCCGACGUUCGCGGAUCUGGCGAAGAUGCCAUACCUCGAGCGCUGCUUCCACGAGUCGAUGCGCUUGUACCCGCAGCCUCCCGUGUACACGCGACGAGCCGUGGUUGAGGACGUCCUGCCUAACGGCAUGACGGUACCGAAGAACCAAGACUUACUGGUUUCCAUCUACAACCUCCAUCGCUCGCCCGCGAACUGGGGCCCGACCUCGCAGCAGUUCGAGCCGAUGCGCUUCGGCCCACUCGCGAACGGACAACCGAAUGAGUUGAACACAGAUUACCGGUACGUGCCCUUCAGUGCCGGACCCCGGCGAUGCCCGGGCGACAAGUUCGCCGUGUACGAGGGCAUCGUCAUCUGGGCCACGAUGCUCAGGCGAUUAGACUUAGAAUUGAAGGCUGGACACGACGUAAUCAUGACUUCUGGGGCGACCAUUCACACAAAGAGCGGGUUGCUUGCCACUGUGAAGAAGCGUGAGGUGCGCGAGGUGCCCGAGGCAGAGCGUGUGGACUGGGCCAACUUGAUGCCGGCGAAGGAACUUGGAGGCGAUGAAUGGUACGCUCCCUGGAACCAACCCGCACCGGCCGCGAGUGGGAAAUGUCCGAUGGGGCACUAG
This is a messenger RNA of Ostreococcus tauri, 1770 nucleotides long. RefSeq names its product Cytochrome P450, conserved site. Lineage: Eukaryota; Viridiplantae; Chlorophyta; Mamiellophyceae; Mamiellales; Bathycoccaceae. Gene Ontology annotation, molecular function: iron ion binding; heme binding. Gene Ontology annotation, cellular component: chloroplast. The record is from RefSeq and is a predicted model, not a curated record. Bases 1 to 1770 code for a protein of 589 amino acids. The transcript has a single exon.